Molecule: messenger RNA, 1905 nt
Organism: Eimeria tenella
Lineage: Eukaryota; Apicomplexa; Conoidasida; Eucoccidiorida; Eimeriidae
Product: Bcs1 protein, putative
Exons: 12
Coding region: 1-1905 (634 amino acids)
Molecular function (GO): ATP binding; ATP hydrolysis activity
Source: RefSeq, a predicted model, not a curated record
AUGGAGCAGCAGCAGGCGGACUGCAGCACAGCUGCGAGCUGCUGCAGCACCCCGGCAGCAGCAGCAGCAGAGGCCUCUAGGGCCUCCGCUUUGCCCUCUUUCCUCCGGCGGAUGCUGCCGGACUUUCUGAGCGACAACCCUUACUUCUGCGCCGGCUUUGGCCUUGCAGGCCUGGGUGCUGCUGCCUCCCUCACCCGUGGGGCCGUGCGCGCGGCCAAGGCUUUCGCCCGCCGCCGUUUGCUAACUUCUUUGGAGGUCCCCAUAAGAGACCCUGCCUACCCUUGGGUCAUGCAGUGGCUUGUUGCGAAUCCUCCCGCUGCAGGCCGAGCAACGCACAUCAAGCUGGGUCAUCUCUACGCAGUCAGGCGAAGGCAGCAGCAGCCGCAACGGCAGCAGCAGCAGCAGCAGCAGCAGCUUGAUGUGUGUGAGUUCAGAGGGAAGUGCUCGCUGCACCUGGGAGUGGAGACAACAUACGGCAAGGACGCUGCGGGGAACGUCGAGGCCGUUUUCAACUUCGUCCCGAGUCCAGGGCAGCACUUGUUGCGGUACAAGGGGGCGCUGCUGCUGAUAGACCGGCAGCGCUCUGGAGAGGUGGUGGACUUCAGCUCCGGCUCUCCCUGGGAGACUCUGACGCUCACCACGCUUUCCCUCUACAGAGGCCGCAUCACCGAACUCCUAAACGAAGCAAGAGAAGCAGCCCUGCAGCGGGAAGAGGGGCGCACAAUCAUUUACAGAAGCACUGGCCAGGAGUGGAGGAAGUACGGGGAGCCAAAGAAGCUGCGGCCCUUCGAGUCUGUGGUGCUUGCAGGCAAGUUUGUCCAUCUCUCGGGGGGCUCCUCUCCGGGUCUUCCUGGGUUUUGUCUCCAGGCUGCAGCGCGUGCUGCUGGCGCUACUGCUGCUGCCGCUGCUGCUGCGCUGCUGGUGCAACUGCAGAAGGCGUGGCUGAGAGCACCUCAGCGGACGUGCGCCCCGUCGUGGCCUUUCCUCAGCUGCUGCUGCGCUAUUGCUGCUGCUGCUGCUGCUGCUGCAGAAGGCGUGGCUGAGAGCAUCUUGGCGGACGUGCGCCGCUUCCUGGCCUCUUCUCAGUGGUACCUACAAAGAGGCAUUCCUUACCGCCGGGGCUAUUUGCUGCACGGGCCCCCCGGCUGCGGCAAAAGCAGUUUUGUGUUGGCCUUGGCUGGGGAGUUGAAGUACAGCAUUUGUGUCCUCAACGUCGCGGACCCCCACUUGACCGACGACAGGCUCCAGUACCUCCUCGCGACAGUUCCCCCGCGCUCACUGCUGCUGCUGGAGGACAUCGAUGGAGCCAUUCGUCGCUCCGAGGCAGCAGACGGAAAGGCUGGUGCAGCAGCAGCAGCAGAUCGACCUUCCCUCACGCAGCUCUCUUUAAAUCCUUUCGGGACAAGAAGCAUCACUUUCAGUGGACUCCUAAACGCGCUUGACGGCGUGGUGGCAACGGAAGAACGCAUUAUAUUCCUGACUACAAACCACCCGGAAAGGCUGCCCAGCUCCCUCAUCCGUCCCGGGCGCGUCGACCUGAAGGUCCGCGUGGGCUUCGCCACGCCGGACCAGCUCAGGCGCCAGUUCUUCCGCUUUCUUCCGGAUGCCACGGCCGAGACUGCAGAGGAAUUUGUUUCUUUGUUAUCUCCCCUGCAAAUCAGCAUGGCGGAGCUCCAGGGCUUCUUUUUAUUCUGUAGAGACGACAGCCGCCAGGCCCUCGAAAUGGCCAAAGCCUGGAGAGAGGCGGACCAGCAAGUUGUGCAGGAAAUGCAGCUCAAGCAGCAAAGGGAAAUGCAGCAGAAAGAAGAGCAGCAGCAACAGCAGCAAAGCAGCCCCCAACACCAAGAGCGGCCGCAGGCGGCGCAGCCGCAGCAGCAAGGAAGUUCGCCAAAGAAGGCCAGCUAA